AAAUGUUUUGUUGCUUCUAUUGAGAAAUUCCAUAUUCUAUUUGUUUAAACUUUACAAAUAAUUAAGGAUCAUUAUUACAAUUGACAAUAAAUUCUUAUCAAUAUUUCUAUUUAAAUUACUGUUACCAUUGAAGUGGUAUUCAAAAUGACUUUAUUAAAAAUAUUUAAAAAGGAAUUAUAUUAUUCUCUGCAUAUCUUCAUAGUAUAUAUUAUUUUUGGUUCCAAAUGGAUUUUUUGCGAAAUUAUCAAUGGUUCUGUUACUGAUACAAAGUCAAGUGAUCAUUUAAUCAUAUGGAUUUCAACUGGACUUGGUAUAUCAGUUGCCGUUCUUAUCAUUAUUGUAUGCUGUCUGCUUGUAUUAGUAUGUAACCUUAGGUCAAUAAAAUAUGAUACAGAACCGGCUAUAUUCAAAGAAGCAAUUGUUAACGGAAAUAACUGUUUACCUGGUGACCGUGUUCUAGCAACAUCUGCCCAAAGAUAUCAUUUCAGCCAUCAGAAGCAACAAAUGCUAGCUGAACAUAAGUUUUCGGUUGUUCCUGAAAGAGGCAAUAGUCCACCCAAAGUUCUAUACUCUGAUUUAAAACCUGCUGAGAAACUAGAAAUUGAGAACCCAGGUUUCAUAGGACCUUCAGAAAACAAUGAUAAUCACUCCUCAACAGCGUCAACAAAUCAAUCUGCAACACAGUAACGAUUUAUUAGAACAUAUUGAUCCGCAAGUCUGGUAACCGAACGGCUUUUUGGCCACCUUUAGUACAUUUAAGGAAACUAAUCCCGGUUUGUGUAUUGAUGAUUUUAUUUCUUAUCUUGUACAUGUUAUUGGGUAUAUACCGGGACAAAAAAAACAUGUAUGAAGAAUUAUUGUUCCAAUUUACUCUUGUUGUCUCAUUAAUUAUUUUAUUUGUUGUAUGUACUCUAAUAACAUGAAUAGCUAUAAUAUAAGAUCACUUAGAUUA
Molecule: messenger RNA, 952 nt
Organism: Schistosoma haematobium
Lineage: Eukaryota; Metazoa; Platyhelminthes; Trematoda; Strigeidida; Schistosomatidae
Exons: 6
Coding region: 145-687 (180 amino acids)
Cellular component (GO): membrane
Source: RefSeq, a predicted model, not a curated record